This is a messenger RNA of Mya arenaria, 1194 nucleotides long. RefSeq names its product tryptase-2-like. The record is from RefSeq and is a predicted model, not a curated record. Gene Ontology annotation, molecular function: serine-type endopeptidase activity. Bases 104 to 1111 code for a protein of 335 amino acids. The transcript has 9 exons. Gene Ontology annotation, biological process: proteolysis. NCBI's taxonomy places the organism in Eukaryota, Metazoa, Mollusca, Bivalvia, Myida, Myidae.
AGGUUUUCUUCAUUUUUAGGCUUCACGUGUGACCGCGGGCGGUCUUAUAAAGAAAGUUAAGGUCUUGUGAAGAUAGUUACGGUCUUUUAAAGAUAGUUUAAGUAUGAAGAUGGUACUACGUGUUCUGGCGCUGGCGCUGCUGAGUAUCGGAUAUGCGGACGCAAAUGUCUGUACAUACAUGUACCACGGCACGUGUUACGAUCUAUUCAGCGGGCUCAAUGGCGCGUGUUCAGCGGGUCACACUUACACCCUAAACUACUGUGGGUUUCAACAGAUGUGCUGCUACUACAGCACCACUGCACCGCCUGUAACCACCAAUCCACAAGUAGGUUCUGCUACUUGCGGGACAACCCUUGUUGGUAAUACAGCUCACAAAAUUGUGGGAGGAUCCGUGGCUCAACAUGGCGAGUACCCAUGGCAAGUAUCAAUCCGUUACAUGGGACAGCAUGUUUGCGGUGGUACCCUAGUCGCCGACCAGUGGGUCCUUACAGCCGCUCACUGCUUUGAGAAACUUGGCACCUACGCAACGCAAUGGUCGAUCGGGGUAGGGCUGCAGGACCAACGGUCAGUUUAUACGACCAACAUUGUUCACACGUCCCACAUUUACCCCCACGAGCAUUUCAAUGGACAAACAAACACCAAUGACAUUGCCCUCAUCAGACUGAACAAACGGAUCGAUAUAUCGGGCAGGUACGCAAGACCAGCCUGUCUGCCCCAAGCAGCCGAUUCAUUCAGCAGUGACAUAUGCACGGUCUCCGGAUGGGGCGCCACUUACUACGAUGCUAAUGGUCAGGCCCCAAUAACCAACCAACUCGAGUACGUCAAUUUGAGAACCAUCUCCAACAACGAGUGUUCCUAUUUCCUUGGCUACAGCAGUGUACACAGCACGAACAUCUGCGCAGGUGCGACGUCAACAGGGGGACAAGACGCGUGUCAGGGUGAUUCCGGCGGACCGCUUGUAUGUAUGAGGCACGGUGUCUGGGAAAUAGCAGGCGUGGUAAGCUGGGGCGACGGAUGUGGUAAGGCAAGAAGGCCCGGCGUUUACACACGUGUCACGUCAUACCUGAGCUGGAUCGACCAGAAAAUGCAAGCCUACAGUUUAAUUGGCUAAAUUAUAAUUUUAUAACUGGCUCACUUGUAGUCCAUUUGUUACUGAGAUAAUAGAUCUUCGUAGCAAUAAAAUUUGGUUGCAUA